Cynocephalus volans (Philippine flying lemur) is the source of this 1042-nucleotide messenger RNA. Its product is annotated as endogenous retrovirus group K member 7 Pro protein-like. The transcript has a single exon. The record is from RefSeq and is a predicted model, not a curated record. Lineage: Eukaryota; Metazoa; Chordata; Mammalia; Dermoptera; Cynocephalidae. Gene Ontology annotation, molecular function: nucleic acid binding; aspartic-type endopeptidase activity. Bases 1 to 753 code for a protein of 250 amino acids. Gene Ontology annotation, biological process: proteolysis.
AUGCCACAAAUGGGCGUCCAGCCGGUUCCUGUGCAGCCUAUUCGACCCCUACUGCCUGGAACCGUGGGCCUUAUAAUUGGCAGAGGAUCGUUAACUUUAAACGGUCUUAUUGUCUACCCUGGGGUAGUUGACUGUCAACAUAGCCCCGAGAUCCAAGUCCUGUGCUCAUGCCCAGGAGGAGUCUUUUCUAUCACCAAAGGAGACAGGAUAGCUCAGUUAUUGCUCCUUCCAGAGGUUGCCAAACCUUCAGAGCCUGGACGAGAAAAAAUGGGCUCCUCGGGCAUGGAUUCCGCCUACCUGAUGGUCUCCCUAAAUGAGAGACCUAAGCUAAAGUUGUGGGUUGAGGGAAAAUUGUUUGAAGGCAUUAUGGAUACUGGUGCAGAUAAGAGUAUUAUUUCCACCCAUUGGUGGCCAAAGUCUUGGCCUGUCAUUAAGUCCUCACAUUCUCUACAAGGCCUCGGUUAUCAGGCCAGUCCUACUACUAGUUCCGCUACCUUGUCCUGGAAAACGACAGAGGGACAAGAGGGACAUUUUACUCCCUACGUGCUUCCGCUCCCCGUUAACCUCUGGGGGCGUGAUAUUUUACAAAAGAUGGGAGUUAAGUUGUCUAAUGAAUACUCCUCUCAAGCUAAGGAGAUAAUGGCCAAGAUGGGUCAUAAACAGGGAAGGGGUUUAGGAGCCAGGGAACAGGGCCGGGUUGAACCCAUUCUCCCUGAAGGCAACCCAGGUAGACAGGGUCUGGGUUUUUCCUAGGCGCCAUUGAGGCAGCACGACCCAUUCCGUGGAAAACGGAGGAUCCGGUGUGGGUUCCUCAAUGGCCAUUGUCCUCCGAGAAAUUGAGGGCAGCAACACAGAUAGUACAGGAGCAGCUAAGGCUUGGACAUCUUGAACCGUCCACCUCUCCCUGGAAUACCCCGAUAUUUGUAAUCAAAAAAAGGUCGGGAAAAUGGAGAUUGCUCCACGACCUGAGAGCCAUUAAUAAACAGAUGAACUCUUUUGGCCCCGUACAAAGGGGUCUUCCGCUUCUCUCCGCCUUACCUAA